This is a messenger RNA of Cajanus cajan (pigeon pea), 4740 nucleotides long. Its product is annotated as LRR receptor-like serine/threonine-protein kinase FEI 1. Gene Ontology annotation, biological process: protein phosphorylation. The record is from RefSeq and is a predicted model, not a curated record. Lineage: Eukaryota; Viridiplantae; Streptophyta; Magnoliopsida; Fabales; Fabaceae. Gene Ontology annotation, molecular function: protein binding; protein kinase activity; ATP binding.
UUAGAUUAUGCUCUUCUGAUAAAAAAUAACUUUUAUAAAAUAUCCUCUAAAAAAAUCAUAAAAUAACCCCAUCAAACGCCAACAUUAACCUCUCCAUGUCAACUGUGCUCAAUGAGAAUAAGAGGUUAUCCAUUUCUAUUUUAUUUUUUUAUUUCUCUUUAUGAUAGAUUGACAAUCCUUCCAUUGUCGUUACAUGUUCCACCUCUUUCUCAACGACUACCUCCUCCACAAUACGACGCCCCUAUUCUCUUAUUCUCCACCACCUUUACCUUAGUCAAAUGUGAUGCCAACAUCAACCUCUUCGUGUCAAUCCCACAGCCAAUGCCUAGCUCCCACGGCCAACAUUUUCAGUUUUAUUGGUCAUAGUUCGUCUUGCCACUGUGGCACUUGCAUGCUUAAAUUUCAAUCCUUCCUCUCGUCCAACAAUGAAAUGCGUCUCUCAAUGUUUUCUUUCUGAGCUCACACCAAUAAACAUCCCCUUGCGUGAAGUUUCAUUGCAGCAGCUCAUGAGUCAAGAACUAAGGCACUAUUUAAAAUAGUGAAGUCCUGAAUGUGAAACUUCUAGUUGAAAUUAGGCCUUAUCAGCAUUGAAUAAAAAAUUUGUUGUUUAUUUGGCUGAAGUGUUAUAAAACUUCACGAAUUUCCGUUUUUCAAGUUAAACUAGUUCUCAUUAAAUUGUGUAUAUCAAAUGGAAUGUAAUGGUUUGCUCGUAGGUCCGUGGUCUGUAAUAAGAUGUGUUUAGAGUUAGAUAUGUCUCUAACUUUGUUUUUUCCUAACUUAAUAUUUUGGUAGGACUACUCAUUAUGACUCGUAUUUAAUUUGAUAAAGUUAGACAUUGUCUGCAUCAUGCAUGGAAGCUUUUUCGUUUUCCCUAUGCCCAUCCACAUAUCCUAGGUGCCAUUUUUGUGGUUCUAUGGGUUUGUCUCUCAAAAAUGUUCAAUGGAACGAUUUUUUUAUUUCUCUGUGAAUUUCUUCAUGUAUGAAUCAUUAUCAAAAUUAUUUUCAGUCCAUUUAAUUAUUGAAAUAAUCAACAUUAAUCUCUUGAAUUAGGUUAAAAGGUUUUGAAUCAAUCAUAUGCCAGGAAAACAUAAGACACUAAUUUAGCUUGAAAUGUUGAAAUUGGAAUAAUAUAUACGUUAGAGAUAGUCUUUCUACAUUAAUUUUAGUAUCAAUUGAAAGCUGAAUUUAUACUCAAUUAAUUGAGUGUUAUUUUAAUCAAAUUGAUAAAAGUUAAAAUGACCACAAAAUGUGCUAUUUGUUCCCAUGCUGUCUUUUAGUGUUAGUUUCCUAAUAUUUGUAUUCCAAGUGUACGAUAAAUUUAUUUAGUGGCCUUGUUUUUAUCAGUACUGGUAUCUACUGAGUACUAACACUACUAAACCUAUAUCUGUUUUUUGCCUGAGAAGAUAUAAAGUCUUCGGUCUGUGUAAAAUAUAAUAAAUAAUAGUACCUUUGCCAAAAAAAAAUUGAUCUAACUUACACAGUGAAUUUAAAGGAAAAAUAUAUUGUUUAUUAGCAGGUUGGCAUUAGCAAAAGCCAAUAGUUGGAUGGCCUGUGCCCAAACUUUGUCUCUUUCUCUUGGGGUAAUUUAGGUUGUCAAGUGUUGCUUUAUUAUGCACUUUGUUGAAAACUCAGUUGUCUGGUGUGAAUGAAUGACUCUAUCAUGGAAGAACAACACCUUUUUAUCUUUGAUUCUAAGGCGUUGAGAUUGCUUUUAUGGAGGAAAAAAGAACAAAAUAUUUGUGAGAAGAGGUGAAGGAGAAUUUGGUACAAACCUCUAAAGGCAACUAUUAAGAAAUAUAAAUGAGCCAAAAUACAGAUGAUGCUUCAAGUUCAACUCUAUCAAAGCUUAUGACAAGUGUAAUUUCAAAACUUUUAUCAGUAUGUGAAUUUUCUAGUGUGAAUUUCACGUCAAUUGAGGACCAUCCAUUUACACAAGUCAUACUAGAAUAAGUUGUGCUAGAUAACAUAAAGUCAUCAUUGUUUCUUCCUUAUCUCUUUCCAUGAAAUUGUUUACGACUUCUCUUGAGACCUAAACUUGUGGUGGCCCCUCGGAUUGAUCUAAAGGUUAAUCCCAAAAUGACAAUACUGUCCUCAUCAUGGGACAUCAUCAGGGACAACAAAUUUUAAGCAUUCUCAUUCAUUAAACCCUUUAUUCUAAGUUUAUAUUUGGAAAAAUAUUGGUAAAAUUAAUUUUGAUUAAAACUAUAUAAAGAUGCUUUAGCCUUAAAAUCAACAAACACACUAAAUAGAUGUAGCCUCUGAGAAAUGCAUGCAUUGAAUUUUUCAAAGUUGACUCUAAUUCAACAAAUGCCGUGACUCCGUGAGUCAAUGGGGCAAAGCAUGUUUAUGCAUGUUUUAGUCAAUCUUGGAUUUUUUGAGGAUAAACGAGUGAUCAACUAACAUGUUAGUCCCAGACAUAAAUAAAGUUCAGUUUCUCAUAAAUCUCAUAAGCAAAAUCUUUCUCUGUAAGAUACCACUAACUAUGGGAUGCAGCAUUUUGUUUUUCACAAAAUAUUUUGAUCUGCAAAGGAUGCAGAAUUUCUCUGUGACUGCCUUUAUUGUUAUUUAUGGUAUGGUUAUUAUGGAGAUAGUAUUGGAGUUAGAAGCCGCGCCUACAGCAUCGCAGCUUCGAUCGGAGGCAAUUGCAAUAAAAAAUAGUGGAUGGUGGAAUCAACAGCAGCCAAAACCAUACGAUAUAUGUUUGUGGGAUGGCAUAGUUUGCAACAACGAUGGAAGCAUAACAGGAAUCACGUAUCCGUUUAUAACAAAAGGAAUUAGAUUUGCAACACUUAACUUAUCCGCUUUCAAGAAUUUAGAAAGGCUAGAGGUCUGGGAAAGUGGACUAAACGAGACCAUCCCACAAGAAAUUGGUAAUCUCCCAAAACUCACUCAUCUAGAUAUGUCCUACAAUAAUCUUUAUGGUGAGAUACCUUCCUCACUAGGAAAUCUUACCCAAUUAAAGAGCCUAAUCAUCUCCACUACCAGCAUUCAAGGCCCCAUUCCUCAUGAAUUGUUCUUCCUGAAAAAUCUUACUGUGUUAGAUCUAUCUUGCAACAGAAUCAAUGGGACCUUGCCCAUUUCACUUACAAAUCUCACUAAAUUAGAAAGGCUUGACAUUUCUCACAAUCUACUAGUUGGUUCCCUAGAACCCUUUUCAGUUGGAAGCCAUGCAACACUAACCACUAUUGACAUCAGUCACAACUUCAUUAGUGGUGAAAUACCGCCAGAGCUUGGAUAUGUCAACUACUUUCCAUCCUUAGAAAGUUUGGAUCUAAGCUAUAAUAAUCUUACCGGGGCAGUUACUCUAUUCAACAAACCUUUCUCUAAUUUGAACAUUUCAUUCAAUUAUUUAAAGGGUCCCAUUCCAGAUAGUUUCCCUGCUUCUGCGCUCGUAGGCAACGAGGAUCUUUGUAGCGACAUAUUAUAUACUCAAACCAACUUCCAAUUCCAGCCUUGUUCAGCCAGUGGCAACAAGGUAAGACACAAACUGGUCAUAGUUCUUCCUAUCCUUAUUUUUCUAAUCUUGGCCUUCUUUCUGCUGAUAUAUCUAUGGUUCAUUCACGUUAAAAUUAAAAACAAACAUGCAAAUACAACCUCAGCAACUAAGAAUGGGGAUUUGUUCUGUAUAUGGAAUUAUGAUGGAAGCAUAGCCUAUGAAGACAUCAUUAGAGCAACCCAAGACUUUGACCUGAAAUAUUGUAUUGGGACAGGAGCUUAUGGGAGUGUUUAUAAGGCACAAUUACCUAAUGGAAAGGUUGUUGCCUUGAAAAAACUUCAUGGCUUUGAAGCAGAGGUGCCGGCUUUUGAUGAGAGUUUCAGAAAUGAAGUCAAAGUAUUAUUAGAAAUAAAGCAUCGACAUAUCGUGAAGCUCUUUGGAUUUUGCUUGCACAGAAGAAUCAUGUUUUUGAUCUAUGAGUACAUGGAAAAAGGAAGCUUGUUUUCAGUCCUGUAUGAUGAUGUAGAAGCAAUGGAAUUGGAUUGGAAAAAGAGGAUUAACAUAGUGAAAGGCACUGCACAUGCUCUUUCAUAUCUUCAUCAUGAUUGCACUCCUCCUAUUGUUCACAGAGAUAUAUCAGCCAGCAAUGUAUUGCUUAACUCAGAGUGGGAGCCUAUUGUUGGUGACUUUGGCACAGCCAGACUCCUCCAACGUGACUCAUCCAAUAGAACUAUAGCUGCUGGAACCAUUGGAUAUAUAGCUCCUGAACUUGCCUAUACAAUGGUCGUGAAUGAAAAAUGUGAUGUUUUUAGUUUCGGAGUAGUGACACUUGAAAUUUUGGUGGGGAAACAUCCUAAGGAAAUCCUGUCAUCACUCCAAUCAGCAUCAACUCGUAUCAUCACAUUAUAUGAACUAUUGGAUCGGCGCCUCCCAUCACCAAAUAUUGAAGUUUCACUAGACAUAGUUCGUGUUGCUAUGAUAGCAUUUGCAUGCUUGAAUCCCAAUCCUUGUUCUCGUCCAACGAUGAAACAAGUGUCUCAAUGUUUUUUGAGUCAGCCAACUCCAUUACUCAUUCCUUUGCAUGAAAUUUCGUUGCAGCAGCUCGUGAGACAAGAACUCCAAUCAUCUGGAAUUGUCAACUCCGCGUAGAGAAACUUCAAAAUGCACCUUUUUUUUUCUUCUAUCAAUUAUUAAAGACUUGGUCAAAGUCCAAGUAUUAUUUGCAGGCAUAGUUAGAUACUCCCUCUCUCAUAAUAUGACUGAUGUUUAAGCAUUAUGAAAAAUCUUCUUAAAUAAAAUAUAUU